This is a messenger RNA of Hibiscus syriacus, 634 nucleotides long. Its product is annotated as ethylene-responsive transcription factor ERF095-like. The transcript has a single exon. Gene Ontology annotation, biological process: regulation of DNA-templated transcription; ethylene-activated signaling pathway. The record is from RefSeq and is a predicted model, not a curated record. Gene Ontology annotation, molecular function: DNA binding; DNA-binding transcription factor activity. NCBI's taxonomy places the organism in Eukaryota, Viridiplantae, Streptophyta, Magnoliopsida, Malvales, Malvaceae. The coding region runs from base 26 to 619 and encodes 197 amino acids.
UAGUCAAAACUAUUAACUUAACGACAUGGAAAAUUACAAUAGAGCCUUGCCUUUGAGUCGUGAAAAGGAGCAUGACAUCAUAGUCUCCACCCUCCUGCAUGUUAUCAACGGUACUGAACUUGAUACUUCCACCUCAGUGUUUGAUUCCACCAAUGGCCUUUCUAGUUUUAACAGUGCGUGUCCUCCAAUGGGAAUCAACGGUAUUUUUCCGCCAAGCAACAACCAGCAAAGAGUCCCAAUGGCGCCACAGAGGAGGCGUUACAGGGGAGUACGACAGAGGCCAUGGGGGAAAUGGGCGGCGGAGAUUCGAAACCCGAAACUAGCGGUUCGGGUUUGGCUGGGGACGUUCGACACGGCGGAAGCUGCUGCCAGGGCUUAUGAUAGGGCGGCUAUUCAGUUCCGUGGAAAUAAAGCAAAGAUCAAUUUCCCAUUAUCAGAUUACACAAUGGUGCAAGAAGAAGAAGAAGAAAAUGAUCAGAAAGAAAGUGAAGAGCAUAAAGAGAAAGAGAAGAGCAAUGGAGGAAAAGGACAGAGUAGUAAAGAAAAUGAAGACGAAGCAUUGGAAAUAUUCUCAGAGGAGGAGCUUAGGGAACUUUUGCAGUUUACAGACGAAGAAUGAGCAUCAGCAGCUAAA